This is a messenger RNA of Sturnus vulgaris (Common starling), 5022 nucleotides long. It is a transcript of the gene MOCS1, whose product is annotated as molybdenum cofactor synthesis 1. Gene Ontology annotation, biological process: Mo-molybdopterin cofactor biosynthetic process. The record is from RefSeq and is a predicted model, not a curated record. Lineage: Eukaryota; Metazoa; Chordata; Aves; Passeriformes; Sturnidae. Gene Ontology annotation, molecular function: GTP 3',8'-cyclase activity; metal ion binding; 4 iron, 4 sulfur cluster binding.
AUGGCGGCGGCGGCGGCGGCGGCGGCGUGGGGGCGGCUCCUGCGGGGGGCGCGCGGGGCGGCCUCGCGCCGCGCCUGCAGCACCGGGGCGCGCGCCAGGGCCGCCUCGGCCGCCGCGCAGGAAUUACAAAGCUCAGGAAGAGGACGCUUUGUACUAGAACACGGUGCUCCAUUCUCUGCUUUUUUGGUGGACAGCUUUGGGCGGCAGCACAAUUACUUGCGAAUUUCAUUGACUGAGAAAUGCAACCUCAGGUGUCAGUACUGUAUGCCUGAGGAAGGUGUUCAGCUGACUCCAAAAUCAGAGCUACUAACUGCCCAGGAGAUAAUCACCUUAGCCAGACUGUUUGUGAAAGAAGGUGUGGAGAAGAUCCGACUGACAGGUGGAGAGCCACUUAUCCGUCCGGAUGUGGUGGAUAUUGUGGGUCAACUGGACAAGCUAGAAGGGCUGAAAACCAUUGCUGUCACAACCAAUGGGAUCAACUUAACCAGACUGCUGCCCCGGCUGAAGGAGGCAGGACUGAAUGCCAUUAACAUUAGCCUGGACACUUUGGUGCCAGCUAAAUUUGAGUUCAUUGUCCGACGGAAAGGCUUUCACAAGGUAAUGGAAGGAAUCCACAAGGCCACUGAACUUGGCUACCGUCCUGUUAAGGUGAACUGUGUGGUGAUGCGAGGUUUCAACGAGGAUGAAGUGCUGGACUUUGUGGAUUUCACAAAGGAUCUGCCCCUUGACGUGCGGUUCAUAGAAUACAUGCCCUUUGAUGGCAAUAAAUGGAACUUCAAGAAGAUGGUGAGCUACAAGGAAAUGCUUGAUACAAUUAAACAGCGAUGGCCGGAAUUGGAGAAAUUACCCUGUGAGACUUCCAGCACAGCCAAGAGUUACAAGGUGCCACAUUUCCAGGGACAAAUCAGCUUUAUCACCUCCAUGUCAGAGCACUUCUGUGGAUCUUGCAAUCGGCUGAGGAUAACAGCAGAUGGGAAUCUGAAGGUGUGCCUUUUUGGGAAUUCAGAAGUGUCCUUGAGGGAUCACCUACGGUCGGGUGCCUCAGAGGAGGAGUUGAUUCAAAUCAUUGGAGCAGCAGUGGGCAGAAAAAAGAAACAGCAUGCUGGCAUGUUUAACAUUUCCCGGAUGAAAAACCGGCCAAUGGUCCUGAUUGAGCCUGCAUUGAUGUCAUUCCCACUAUGCCAAGAUGCCCUACAGAAUCCCGCAAAUUCAAAACAGUGGGGCCACACAUUUAGCCAUUGGCUGACUUUGAGAGCAAGUUUACCCAAACAAAAGGGAAAAGCAUCAAUGAAAAAUAAAUUCACCGGACAACUUUUCCUGCCAGGAUGUCACCCAGAGAAACAGUGGCACAUAGCAACAGGAAUUCUUCAAACCCAGCUCAGAGGCUACUGUGUCUUCCAGAAGGACCCAAGCUCCACAUUUGAUACAAAGUGCCUUGAUGCUUCUGUUGGCCAAGUUCCUGUGGACUGCCAGUCCAAAGAGGUGUGUUCAGGAUCUGAAUUCCAUACCAGGGAUUCAGGAUCUUGCACCAAGGUACCUCGUGCCUCUGACAACUUGACUCACACUGAUGAGGAAGGACGAGCCACAAUGGUUGAUGUUGGAGGGAAGCCAGAUUCCAGAAGAAGUGCUGUUGCUGGUGCUGUGGUCCUCUUGGGAGAGAAGGCAUUCAGGAUGGUGAGGCAAAACCAGAUGAAGAAAGGGGAUGUGCUGGCAGUCGCCCAAAUUGCAGGAAUUCAGGGAGCCAAGCUGACCAGCCAGUUGAUCCCAUUGUGUCACAACAUCCCUCUGUACCACGUUGAGGUGUCUCUGAGCCUGGAUGAGGCCAGGCAUGCAGUGGUGAUUCGCAGCUCCUGUCACACCUGGGGGAGGACAGGUGUGGAGAUGGAGGCUCUCACAGCUGCCAGCCUGGCUGCACUGACCGUGUAUGACAUGUGCAAAGCAGUCACUCAUGACAUCGUCAUCCAAGAGCUGAAGUUGCUUAGUAAGACAGGUGGGCAGAGGGGAGACUUCUUAAGGGUCUAGAUAAUAUCCAGAUACCUCCAGCCCUCCAAGUGACCACUGCUCCUGUUCAGCCUCUUACAGGAGUCCUUUUGCUCAGCUGGUGGGCUUGGAGACCUCAGGAGGUGUGUACAGUGCAGCAGCCCCAUGCCUCCAGCAUUGCCUUACUCUGUCAGCUCAGUGCUGGGUGAACAAUGGAGGCACUUAGCCUGUUGAAAAUCAUGUGUAUUUUCUAGAGCACAGGCUUCUCCACUCUGCCAGUACCUCCAUUUCAGUCCUCAUGAUGAGAAUGAUAAAAGAUUCCUGCUUAUACCACAGAGGUUUUUGGUUUAUGGUUGCUUUUUCCUUUGUGCUGUGAAAUACACUUGCUGUCAUCAUACCAUGCAACUGUGAACUCUGGAAAUGAAGCCACUGCUGAAAGUGCUGUUAUUUGGCAACUAUUUUUAAGUCAACGAUUAAGAUUUCAGAAUUAUGUCUGCCCAUCUUUUCCCUGACCUUGAUUGAAUAUAGAGGGUGACAGUGGGAAGAACACAGCUGGGGAACUUCACCAUACAACAGAGAUUAUAAGCAUGGAACACUUAGUGUCAAGGUGCAGCUCCCAUCCCUUUGCAGUGCUACUGUUUCCCUUCACAGAAUCCCAGAAUGGAUGUGUAAGGUUGGAAAGGACAACAGUGGGUCAUCUGGUCCAACCUCCCUGCUCAGACACUCAGAGCACAUUGCACAGAGCUGUGUCCAGACUGGAAUAUCUCCUGUCAGGGAGCCUCCAUAACUUCUCUCAGUAAUUUGUUUCAGUGCUGAGGCACCUGCAGAGUAAAGAAGUUCAGGUGGAACUUCCUGUGCAUCAGUUUCUGCUCUUUGCCUCUUGUCCUAUUGCUCAGCACCAUCCAGAAGAGCCUGGCUCUGGUACUCUUGGCAUCUCCCCCUUAGACACUGCUAUGCAUUGAGACAUCAGUAAUCUCUUUUGGAUGCUCAACAGGCCCAGCUCCCUCAGCCUUUCCUCAUAAGAGAGACACCUGCAAGUGGGAAAUAUCCACAUAUCAGUUUCAAAAGAAAAAAAGAAAAGAUAGCUGCCCAGUUUUCUGCCAGUGCUCUGUAAAACAUGAUGCAGAAAGAGGAUUUCCGGAUUCAGAAGAAUUAUUUUUCUGAUCUGACAGAUAUGUUUUACAAUGUUAGAAGCAUGUCCCAGAAUUUUUACCUUAGCACUGAAAUACAUGGAUGCUCUGUUUGCAUGCUUAAGGGAUUAAUUUUGCCAUGCACAGAAGUAAGUAUUAAGCUCUCCCUGACUUUAGAAACUAGAGAUGUUGCACUAGAAGACUCCAAACUUUUAAUGCUAUGGUGCAGCUCCUAGUAACCAGCAACCUGCAUAGUCCUGACAGAUAAAACAGAUUUUAACAGUGGUGGCCACUUGGAAAAUUAAGGUAGUUAACUGUUGUCUCUGCCAGAGAGUUUUCCUGCAUGUUUCUCUAAUUUACUUUUCAUUAAGUCUUCUGGCCCUGGAGCACUUAAGUGUCCCCAUAAAUGUAGCAGUGGCCACAGUCACAUAGCAUUAAUUAGCUUUGGUAAUUAACUGUCCUAGAUAAGAAAUUACUCAGCAUUCUUGUUGAUAUUAAUGACUGCUUUUCAAAUGUUUAUUUAAAUGCUCUAAACAGGGUGCUACUGGUUGCUUAUGGCUCAUGUGAUGCUGCACAUUAUUCAGGGUGCUCCCUCCACACACACAGGGUUGAAUACAAUGCUAGUGAGGUCAAAGACACCACCAAAAAUCAUCUUAAUAGGUUAAAGUACUGUGAGCACACUGCACUGCCAUGCACAUCCAGCUCAUGUAAAGUAAGCACAGGUCUCAACUGAGGAGGCAAUAGAUUUUGCUACAGAUCCUUCACAGAUCUCAUACACCAGCUACAACAAAAGGCACUCUUUCCAUUGCAGGUGAAUUGAUUUGAUUCUUCAUUUGUUGUCACUGUGAGAUAAGAUACAUAGAGUUCCACUCUCGCUCACUCCUCCUUCCCUGUGGCAGGCUGGAGAGGAGAACUAGAGGCACAGCAGGUAAAGAUCACGGGUUCAGAUAAGAACAAUUUACUGGAAACAUCAAUGGAAUAAGAAAAUGAGCAAUAACACCUUCAGUCAUAGAGGGAAGAGGCACUACGUGACUGCUCCCUUACUGGAAGAGACCCCUUCCCUCGUCUCCAUAAUAACCCCCCAUGCUGUUAGCCAUGCCCCCUCUUGACUCCUGCAAAAAUUACCCAUGUUCUCUCCAGAAGCAGGACAAUCUACCUUCACUGUUACAUUCUUGACUCCCUGUCAUUCCCAGGAGUGUAGCUAGUACCGUCAUACUGACAACAACAAUCCCACCCCGUCCUGCAAAUAGAAGAGAUUGCAUUCAUCUGUGGAACUGCUGUGCCCAUAGCACGAAAGUAUCCUUAGCUCAGCAUGGAAACAAAGUGCCAGGAAAAGGAAGCACACAUGUAGCCUGCUAAGUCAACUGACUGACACAAGCACUUACCUCCCCUCACCACGCACAGCACGCCCUGCCCUCCUGGCCUGCCCCCAGGCUCUAGCUAAUUUUGAAAAUGAAGAAGAAGCUUGAUGUACUCAGUAGUAAUAAAACAAUGCUUUGGGCAUAUGAUUCUUUGGCUUCUGGGAAGUUUGCUGUCAUGCUGUAAAGCUCACACAAAGGACUCGGGGCGGUACCAGGGACUGCUGAGCACACAUGUGACCACCACGCACAUCUCGCUACUUAACGCACAUUUCACUCCUCCCUUGGUUUGAGAGUGGCUGGAAGUGCAAAGCAAACUGACUUUGGUGCCAUUUUAUGCUCAUGUUACAUUAUCAAGUCUUUAAACUAUGCACAUUUAUAGGUAAUGAACCAAACGUGAAUCAACAUUUGGCGAGAGAAAUGGGUUGAGAGCGCUCUGUGUUUCUGUGGUGCUGGGUGGGCCAUGGUGUAAUAUAUGUUGAUGAACUGACUACUUUUUGGAGGCUUGCUUUUUUUGUCCACUGUAUUUUUAAUAAAUACUAGUUGCAAUAGAA